CUCUGCUUAUGAGCAUGACAUAACCAGGAUCGUAUUGUGUUUCACACUGCACUUAGCACUGUAAGCAUUUUAUAUGGCCUACAAUGUUUAGCAAAGCCUCUUUACUUCCUAUAAGCACUGUUGCACUUUCUAUGUAGCAGUCAUGGAGUCUGAGUUAGAACGAUUCACCAAAUCUUCAUCAUGUGCACUUAAUGAUGAGAAGCAGCCAUCUCGGCGACGAUGCGUCGGUGCCUUGUCAUUCGUCGUAACUGGGGUCCUUGCUUUAAUGCUCGUAGCUGGAAUAUUUUACGUGUUCCAUUCGGACUCUAGAGAAAGCAGUUUUGACGAUCUGAUUACCACUGGCGGAGCCGUUCGAUCCCUCGAAACCAGACGAUCAUUAUCCAGUGGUGAGAGCUAUAAACAGGUUGUCUGCAAAACGGAAAGCUGCAAAAAUGUUUCUAGCUAUGUAAAAAGUUGCAUGGAUGAGACGGUCGAUCCCUGCGUGAACUUUUUUAGUUACGCAUGCGGUGGCUGGAUUAAGAAGAAUCCGAUUCCCAAAACAAGCUCUACAUUUUCCACCUUUUCCAAACUUAACCAACAAAUCGAGAAGAUCUUGCGCAAGAUUUUGGAAACAGAUAGCACCGAUGAUGCAAAAGUGCUGAAAAAGGUCAAAAAAUUUUAUCAAUCAUGCACGAAUAUGAAAGGGAUAAACAAAAAAGGAGACAAGCCAAUGAAAAAGUUAAUCGAAUAUCUAGGAUCUUGGCCUAUGACAAAAAACAAUGACUGGAAUGAAAACGAAUGGGAACUGCUGGAUAUCCUGUUAAAAGUUCAUCAAGAAUUUACUUCAUCUGGCGGACCCCUUUUCUCCAUCCAUGUUAGUGAUGAUCCUGUUCACAAUGAAAAACAUAUAAUCGAGGUUGACCAGGCAGGUCCAAGUCUUCCAAGAGAAAUUUACUUUGAUAAGCCAAAGACUAUACGAGCUUACGAAGAGUACCUCAUUGAUGUUGCCAAGCUUCUUGGUGCCAGUGAUGACGUCAAGCAACAAGCCAAUGAAACUGUUCUUUUUGAAAAGGAACUUGCUAAGAUAAGCGUCCGGGAUGACGAUAAAACCGACACUUGGUUUCAUAGCAUGACAGUUGCACAACUUGCCAAAGAGGUCCCCGAUUUUCCAUGGGUCGCAUAUAUCAAUCAAAUCUUUGAAAAUCGAACAAAGAUUCAACCGGACGAGAAAAUUAUAGUCCCAACGCUAAAAUAUUUAAAAGCAAUGAUGGGUAUUGUGAGAAAGACACCUAAAAGAGUACUUGCUAACUAUAUUGUCUGGAGUAUUAUACAAGACGAAGUCCCUUAUUUGUCGAAGAAAUUUUUGAAGGCUAGGAUGCAUUAUAAAGAGAAGAUACUGGGUUCGAAAGGUCUACGUAAACGAUGGAAGACUUGUGUCUCAUACACAAACGAGUACUUAGGAGAAAUACUUGGUGCACUUUAUAUCAAACAGCGCCCCAACAAGAAGUAUAAAUACGUGGCCGAAGAUAUGAUCAAGAAGAUACGAUCUGCUUUCAAAGAUAACGUGAAAACCUUGGAUUGGAUGGAUGAUAAGACAAAACAGGCUGUUGAAGAAAAGGCUGAUGCUAUGAGAGAUCAAGUUGGCUACCCAAAAUACAUCAACAACCAAACCAGAUUUGAGAAGAAGUAUCACAAGCUAAAAAUUGUGUCAGACGAUCUUUUUGAGAAUAGGAUGCAAAUGAUAAAAUUUGCACACAACAGGAUGUUGAAUAAAUUGCGGAAGAAAGUUGACAAGGAUGAAUGGCCCAUGGAUCCUCAAACUGUCAAUGCAAUGUACAGCUUUAAUGAGAAUGGAAUGAUUAUUCCAUCUGGCAUUUUACAACCUCCGUUCUAUCAUGGUGAAGAAAUUUCAAUGGCCAUGACGUAUGGAGCUAUUGGAUCAAUCUUAGGCCACGAGCUUAGUCAUGGCUUUGACAACACAGGACGAAAAUUUAACAAACAUGGUGAACUGCGAAAGCAAUGGUGGACGUCUAAGUCAUUGAAGAACUUCAAAACUCGAUCUAAAUGCAUGCAGAAACAAUACUCAAAGUACAAAGUUAGAGGAAAAUAUCCGGUAAAUGGUAAGCUAACCUUAGGAGAAAAUAUUGCUGACAACGGAGGAUUUAAAACGUCUCUAAGAGCUUACCAUAACUGGCUGCGGGAGACUCGCCAAGAUUUCAUUCUCCCAAACCUUGGCUUCACCAACGACCAACUCUUCUAUAUCUCAUUUGCACAGGCGUACUGCAGCAACAGUAGACCUGACGAGCAGUAUCUAGCCACGCUUAAUGACCGUCACACCGAAGAGGAAUUUAGGGUUGUCGGGACCUUGUCAAAUUCAAGAGAAUUCUCAAAGGCUUUCAAAUGCAAAUCAGGCUCUCCAAUGAACCCAAAAACGAAAUGCUUCAUUUGGGUAAGCGACAAAACAGACAUAGAAAAAAGGAACACAGUUUAAUGAUAUUAGUCAUUUUACUUCCUUCUUUUUUAUCUGAAUAGUAAAUAGAAAUAAUUCUCUACUCAUUCCGAUUUUAAACGAAAGAGCAUGAUUAUGAUAAAACAUUGAUUGUGUCAAAUUACAUGUAAUCUCCAAAACAAAAUUGUUAAAAAGUAAAAAUAUGUAUAGCAUACUAACUUCGGUUUUUUGAAAUUCUUAAAUGGUUGUAAAAUUCUUUAUGAAAUCAUAACAUCGUCAAAAUCUAUGAAAUUAAUACACUUAGCUAAAUUUUGGAUUCAUUCUCAUAGUUUCAUCAAAACAAACAACAUGUUUAUGAUAACCAAUAUUGACUAUUUGCUAUAAAAUUACUUAAAAAAUGCCAUCAAAAUACAGUUUAUUAAAUAAAUGGCUCUGAGUUCAUAAACGGCUCUAGGUUUCAAAAUAAGUGGGGAAACUUUGCUUGCAAACUAAGAAUUCAUCCUCUUCUUACGAGAACUCUUUUUAAUAGGCAAGUAAAAAAUUGCUACGUUUUCUGACAAUCUUUAAGUAAAUUGAAUACAGUGGCGCAAUAGUUUAUCAUAUAAGCUUACUUGAAAACUUAGUCUAUGAAAAGACAGACUCUAAUUGUAAAAAUGUCUGCUUUCUUAUCUAUUUGUAAACAAAUCUUCUAAGCCCCAGGCAGUUGAUUGUAAUGUUGAUAAAUGAUAGAUAAAUUAAUGUCUCCAUGAAAUUCGUUCGUCGAAACUUGUGAUUUAGCUUGUAAACAUGAACUUAGUAAUUAUAUAAUGAUAAUUAAAUCAUGUCAUAAUCAUUAUUUUUGAACUUAAAA
Molecule: messenger RNA, 3278 nt
Organism: Rhopilema esculentum
Lineage: Eukaryota; Metazoa; Cnidaria; Scyphozoa; Rhizostomeae; Rhizostomatidae
Product: endothelin-converting enzyme homolog
Biological process (GO): protein processing
Cellular component (GO): plasma membrane
Molecular function (GO): metalloendopeptidase activity
Source: RefSeq, a predicted model, not a curated record